GUGUGGCUAGCUUGUCUCGAUGCAGCCGUCGCUAGCUAAACAAACAUGGCUCUGCUACAUGGUCAGACAGCAUACCUUGGCGAUACCCAGGCGGACGAUAACGCGACGAUCAAUGAGAGACGUGCUAAAUGUGCAGCUGUAGAUGGAGACUCGGUGUGAAGUGACGCUUUGUAGCCCAGUGUAGCCCUUUUCGAGCGUGUUUACACACAGCGGGGUUAGCUCCUCCAACUGGCUAAUGUGAGCUAACAAGAUGGACCUUGGAACAAUGUUGUACAACAAUUUAAAAGAAGUUACAUGGAGUACGACGUCCCUGCCAUUGGAUCAACUCGUCAGUGCUUACCGACUGCCUCAAAUUGUCAAGCUUGACAACGGUCAGUUGGUCGAAGGGCUAAGAGACAACGACUACCUCUUGAUACAUUCUUGCCGUCAGUGGACCACUAUCACUGCCCACAGUCUGGAGGAGGGACACUAUGUCAUCGGGCCCAAAAUAGAGAUCCCAGUGCAUUAUGAAGGCCAGUUCAAGCUAUUGGAGCAGGACAGGGACGUCAAGGAGCCGGUGCAAUACUUCAACAGCGUGGAGGAGGUGGCCAAA
Cynoglossus semilaevis (tongue sole) is the source of this 592-nucleotide messenger RNA. Its product is annotated as GRB2-associated and regulator of MAPK protein 1-like. The record is from RefSeq and is a predicted model, not a curated record. Lineage: Eukaryota; Metazoa; Chordata; Actinopteri; Pleuronectiformes; Cynoglossidae. Gene Ontology annotation, molecular function: proline-rich region binding. Gene Ontology annotation, biological process: epidermal growth factor receptor signaling pathway; cellular response to epidermal growth factor stimulus. The annotation marks the transcript as partial. The transcript has 3 exons.